AUGGCUAAACAUGUGGCUGACACCAAUGCCGUUGAAGUUCCUCACAAGACUGCUAUUGCUUUGGAAAGAGGCAUCUGUGUUCGACGUUCAUUCUCUCAGAAACUAGCAGACAGCGGUGCAAAAAGGGAUCAUCGCUCCGAUGCUACUCACUCUCACUUCGUCGAGGUCCUUGAGAAGGUCCGCGGCUAUCUCAAACCAAUCAUGGAAGCUGGUCUUUUCAAGCCAGACGACCUCGACAAGAAGACAGAUGUCAAGACGAACCACCCCGCCAAGGGCAUGUUUGACGUCCUCAACGUCUACACUCCUUCUGAGGAAUUCCUCAACGCCCCUGACAUCAUGCCUACACUUGAACCUGAGACUCAAUACACCGUUGAGGAAGAGGUCACCUGGGAAGACGCCUUCUUCGCCUUCGCCGCUCUUCUCCGCGACUACGAUUAUCUCAGCCAGGAGAUCCAUUUGCUCUGGAAGAAGUACGCCAGUGGUGAACUUGACCUCGCCGCUGUGGCUCUAGCUACCAACACAGCAUUUGAGUUUGCUCACAGCAUGGAAGCGGAUAUCAAGAAGCUGAUGGACGAGUUUGGCGGAACGGCUAUCUUCGCACAUCAGUGCUUCGACGCAGCUUGUCAGGCGAUGGGUAUUGACAAGGACAUGAAAGGCCCAGGCACCAUGCAUAACCUUGCGCAUGGGUCUUUCGACAGCUACGUAAAACACAACCAUGACGUUAUCAUGCCUGGAACCUACAACGGCGCCUUCGGUUGGUAUAACGAGAGGCUCGGCUCCGGUGGCAGAAACAACACCGAGAGGUGGAAUCAGGACAAGUCGGCCCUGAUGGAAGUCUUUUCGAGUAUGCACUUCCUUACCACGAAGCCUGGUCAAGGUGACGUGGAGGACGAGCUUGUCCGCGGCAUGGGUGCUGCACUUAGGGAGACCAAAAACUACCCUCGUCUCUGGAUAUCGUGGGCUCUUCAGAUGUAUCUCGAAAUCGUCCAGGGUCUUGGAGAGUCCGUUGGGCGCGGUGAUGAGCAGUUCAAGAAGGAGAGUCUGAAGAUCCAAAAGGCACUUGUCGAGCUGCCUAAGACGACUGAGCGCAAGCAAGUGCUUCAAGUGGCGACGCGAUGGAAUCACGAUCCUAUCUUCGAGAUAAGCCAGGCAAACGCGGAGAUGGGCUUGGCGGCUCACGAUAGUGAAGAGUCUUCUGAGUUCCACUUCUUUCGUCGGAACCCUAUACACUGCGGUCUUCUGAUCCAUGACAUGCGAUCUAUGCUGCAUGUCAAUGGUGUCAAGACUGCUGCGCACAGCGGUGGUCUGAUGACUACUACACAGCUCUACCAAGCCCUCUGA
Messenger RNA from Fusarium fujikuroi IMI 58289, 1341 nucleotides. RefSeq lists its product as uncharacterized. NCBI's taxonomy places the organism in Eukaryota, Fungi, Ascomycota, Sordariomycetes, Hypocreales, Nectriaceae. The transcript is spliced from 3 exons. The coding region runs from base 1 to 1341 and encodes 446 amino acids. The record is from RefSeq and is a predicted model, not a curated record.